Messenger RNA from Xenia sp. Carnegie-2017, 1409 nucleotides. RefSeq lists its product as uncharacterized. The transcript has 6 exons. Bases 71 to 1375 code for a protein of 434 amino acids. NCBI's taxonomy places the organism in Eukaryota, Metazoa, Cnidaria, Anthozoa, Malacalcyonacea, Xeniidae. The record is from RefSeq and is a predicted model, not a curated record.
UGUUUGGGGUGGUGAGAAAAAGAGAUUGUUACAAAAACUAAAAGGACAAACUUGCUGUAUUGCGUCAGAUAUGCGAGUAGAUAGCCCAGGUCACAGCGGGUUGUUUGGUUCCGGGAGUUCUUUGGACGUCGAUAACAAUGUCAUACUUGAUACACAGAUCAUAAAGAGCACUGAAGUCAAGAAUUCCAACGCCAUGGAGCUAGAAUCCAUCAAGCGUCAACUUGCAUACCUCGAAAAUGGUGAUGUUAAAAUUACCAAGCUUGUGACUGACAGACACAUCCAAGUUACAUCUUACAUGGCUAAGGAGAAGCCAGAAAUAGAACAUGUUUAUGAUGUUUGGCAUGUGGCCAAAGGUGCAGCUAAUUCUCUGUUUGCAAGUAUUAAUCACUCAAAUAUAAGUGCAUCAGUUGUGGAUCAAAUCACUGGAAUUGUGAAUCAUGUGAUUAAGUAUGAUGUAUUUAAAUUGAACCUUUUAGGAGAGAAAAAGAGGUUACUUAAACUUGCAAAAAAGAAGAAAUUUUGUGCAAUUAAGCCUUGGAUUGGGUCCAUCAUAAAUCAUUUGUAUUGGGUGGCAAGCUCCAGCAGCACUGAAAUUGAAAAAGAAGAAAAGUGGAAAAGUUUGGCAAAUCACAUUGCUGAUAUUCAUACUCAUGAAGACAACAAGGUGUUUACCAAAUGCUUGCAUGAAGCUACUAAACGGCAAUGGUUAAAAAAAGGUAGUGCAGCUCAUAAGAAACUAACUGAACUUAUUUCAAGACCAAGAUUGAUAAGUGCAGUUAGAAAGUUGUCAAGUCACCAACAAACAUCAGGCUUGGAGGCAAAGCAUUCACUUGAUAAUCUUUUUGCAUCAAAAAAUACAUACUAUCCAUAUCACUCAAUCAUGGCCAGGUUAUUUUGUGCAAAUUUACAUUAUAAUGAAAAUGCUAAUAGACCCCAAGCAACAACACAAAAAGGUGAUAAAAGAUGGUCAGUUGCAUACCCUAAAGCUCACAAAGGAGAAAAAGCUGUGGCCAAACCAAUAAGCGACUGUCCUACCUACAAUUAUGUGCAAGAUGUUCUGACUGAGUGUCUGAGACUUCGCAAAGAUUUCAACACCACAAAAAUAGCAUUGGAGAAUGCAAAAACAUUGCUUACGAAAGAACCUCCCUCACUUGUGGAAACAUACUUGUGUGGGAAGCAAAGGCAGCCAAAAAAUGAAGUCAUUCUUCGCAGACACAGUAGAUUUACAACGCCUGCUUUGCCCGACGAUAAAAUAAAUGACAAAGUAUGUCUUUGCAAGGGAAAAUGUGCUACAAGCCAAUGUUAUUGUAGGAAUAAGAAUCGUCCAUGUACGGAAAGUUGUGGUUGCCAAACCAUGAAAUGCAACAAUAUAUGAUGAAAAUUUAAAAGCCUUGAAAUCGCAAAUACCU